Molecule: messenger RNA, 952 nt
Organism: Dentiscutata erythropus
Lineage: Eukaryota; Fungi; Glomeromycota; Glomeromycetes; Diversisporales; Gigasporaceae
Source: the annotation of a GenBank genome assembly
AUGAGCCCACAUAAGGGCGUAACUUUCUGUGAACAUUUAUGGCCUACGAGCAUAAAAGCUCAUUAUACAAAAAAUAAUAUUAACAAAAAUCGAAGUAUUCCUUGGUUAUUGGGAUUUCUUAACACAGAUAAUAUAAGAUUUUUAUAUACUAAAGUUCAUGAAAAGUAUCCAUGGUUAUUUCAAAAUUAUCAUAACACAAUGCAAGCUUUUCAAAAAGAAACUACACUAAGAAAGUCUUUACAAAAAGAAUCUCAACAAAUUGAUUUUUCAUUACGGCACAAAGAACCUUAUAUAGAAAAUGGUAUUAUUCUUGAAGCUAAUGGAAAACACCUUACAUCAAAAGAAACUCAAGCUUUAAUUAUUAUCAAAGAUCAACAACUUGGCUCUACAAUUUUAAUUGAUACAAAACAAUAUUUAACUUUAGUGUUAACUCAAGCUUGUUCUAAUUGUUUUCAAACAAAUCAAAAGUGGAAAAUUACAAAAUUAGGAUUAACGGUUAAAUGUAUUUCAAAAUGUCGUGAAUGUAAAUCUUAUAUAGUAUUUAAUAAUGAAGCAGAAGGAAUGAAUUAUACUUUGGCUUACGCAGCAGCAGGAUUAGUUGGAGAAGUUACUCGACAUGCACUUCAAACCAUAUUAGCUUCUUUUGGUAUAACUUCACAAAUAUGCGAAAAAAUAUAUAAUACAUAUCAAAGUAGAUUAUUUUCUCGAAUUAUAGACGGUGCUAAAAAAUCAGCAGAAUUGGCAUUAAGACGAUGUAUUGAAUUUAUUAAUCUUUCAGAAAAUCCUGAAUUCCGUAUACAAGUAUUAUCUAAUCAAUAUAAGGAUGAUUUAGAAACUAAUUCCAAUUAUCAAGUUGUAAAAAGAUUUCCUGUUGGAUUUGAUACAUCUUGGAGUCAUUGUAGAAAUGCGAAUCAAGAAAGUGGAGAGUUUAUUUUUCAAUCUGCGAUUCCAG